Apis dorsata (giant honeybee) is the source of this 1849-nucleotide messenger RNA. RefSeq names its product protein phosphatase methylesterase 1. The record is from RefSeq and is a predicted model, not a curated record. Bases 267 to 1421 code for a protein of 384 amino acids. Lineage: Eukaryota; Metazoa; Arthropoda; Insecta; Hymenoptera; Apidae. The transcript has 8 exons. Gene Ontology annotation, biological process: protein demethylation. Gene Ontology annotation, molecular function: protein methylesterase activity.
GAUAACAUUGCUCAAGAGUAUCGAUAAAAAAGAGGGAGACGCUGCAUCAGUAAUAAAUUUUCAUCGGAGCGCUUUAUAUCGAAUAUAGAAAUACUGAAUUCAGGUAGUAACAAGCUAAAGCUGUCAGAGAAGUUUUGGUAUUCCGUUAAUUGUGAAUAAAACAACGAUACUAUAAUUUGUGAUGUAUCUAUAAAAACAGUGAACAUAAUUAUAAUUGCAAAUAGUAUUAUUAGAAAAACAGAAGAAUUUGUUGAAUACAUACUAACAUGUCUUCCCUCCAAAAAUCGAUUUUGAAAUCAAAACUACCACCAUCGGGUGUCAAUUUUGGAAUUAGCUCUAGGAUUAAUAAAUCAAAGGGAUUUCAACGUAAGAGAGAUUAUGAUCCAGUUCAAUGGACUCCAUAUUUUGAUCAUUCUCAAGAUGUGAAAAUAGGAGAUGACAUAUUUCAUAUUUAUACUAAGGGUACAGAUGGCCCGACAUUAGUAUUGUUACAUGGGGGUGGUUACAGUGCAUUAACAUGGGCAGAAUUCACUAAAUCAAUUAUGACUAUGAUAAUAUGUAAAGUUAUGGCAAUUGAUCUUAGAGGACAUGGAGAUACUCAAACUUCAAAUGAAGAAGAUUUAUCUGCUGAUACUUUAGCAAAAGAUGUUGCAGAAAUUGUAAAUGCAACAACAAAAAAUAAUCCUGUCAUCCUAGUGGGCCAUAGUAUGGGUGGUGCAGUAGCUGUUAGAGCUGCAUCAUUAAUCACAAAUUUAUGUGGAUUAGGAGUUAUUGAUGUUGUUGAAGGGACAGCCAUGGAUGCAUUAGCAUCUAUGCAAAGCUUUCUAAGAUCAAGACCAUCUAGUUUUAGUUCUAUUUCUCAAGCUGUGGAAUGGUGUGUACGAAGUGGCCAAAUCCGUAACAUACAAUCAGCUAAGGUGUCAGUUCCUGGACAAAUAAGAAACAUCGAAACUAAUAAAUUAGCCACUCAUGAUAUUGAUUUGUUGUCACAAUCAUCAACAUGCCAGUGUAUUUCUGAGACUACAAUCCCACGAGAAGAUAUUAUUCAAGAAGAAGAACCAGUAAAUAUGCCACCACCAUCUACUCCAACCGGCACUACUGCUACUAGAAAAUAUGUUUGGAGAAUAGAUCUAUCAAAGACUGAACAACAUUGGCUUGGAUGGUUUAAGGGUUUGUCAACAGCAUUUUUAAAUGUACCAGUUCCAAAAGUACUAUUACUAGCUGGUGUCGACAGAUUAGACCGAGAACUCACUGUUGGACAAAUGCAAGGUAAAUUUCAAAUGCAAGUAUUACCAGCAUGUGGACAUGCAGUACAUGAAGAUGUUCCAGAUAAAGUAGCAGAAGCAAUUGCUACUUUUAUGGUUAGACAUAAAUUUGCAGAAUCAGCAUCUGAUUUUCCACGAACAUUUCCUGCUUGUUAGGAUUUUAUGAAAAAUAACGGACAUUUGUCAAGUAACAUGAUUAUAAAAUUCGAUAAAUUAGUUAAAAUGAGCAUUUUAUUUAUUUAAAAAUAUGUUCACAAAAUAUAUAUGAAUACAUAUGUAAAUAAAAACAUUUUGUCGACAAGAAAAAUAAAUUUGUUCGACGUAAAAAAUGUAUUUGUUAAAAAUAAAUUUGAAUAUGUUUAUACAAAAGACAUAGGUAUAAAUAUGUACAAAUUCACGAUAGUAUAUGCAACGUAUCAAAUGGAGUACAAACAUUGCUUUGUCUGUGUUGAAACACUAUGUUUUAAACAUAUAUUUAUAGACAAAAAUAAUGUUACUUUUAUGAUAUAGUAACAUUUGCAAAUAUCUCCUUCUGUAUCUAUCUUCCGAUGUAAGAUUUUUAAUUAAAAUACUUUGAAGUUCCA